Mirounga angustirostris (Northern elephant seal) is the source of this 654-nucleotide messenger RNA. Its product is annotated as small ribosomal subunit protein uS14m-like. NCBI's taxonomy places the organism in Eukaryota, Metazoa, Chordata, Mammalia, Carnivora, Phocidae. The record is from RefSeq and is a predicted model, not a curated record. Gene Ontology annotation, biological process: translation. Gene Ontology annotation, molecular function: structural constituent of ribosome. Gene Ontology annotation, cellular component: mitochondrial small ribosomal subunit; ribosome. Bases 1 to 372 code for a protein of 123 amino acids. The transcript is spliced from 2 exons.
AUGAGACCUGAAACCAUAAGAAUCCUAGAAGAGAAUACAGGGAGUAACUUCUUUGAUAUCAGCAGUAGCAACUUCUUUGUGGAUAAAUCUCUUCAGUUUCAUAACAGUUUGGUUAGAAAAGAUGCAUGGGAUGAGAGGCUACGGAUCAAUUCACUCAGGAAGAAUACCAUUUUGCCAAAAGAUCUUCAGGAAGUGGCCGAUGGAGAAAUUGCUGCCCUUCCCCGGGAUAGCUGCCCUGUUCGAAUCCGAAAUCGGUGUGUUAUGACGUCCCGUCCACGUGGUGUAAAGCGGCGCUGGAGGCUUAGUCGUAUUGUCUUCCGUCACUUAGCAGACCAUGGGCAGCUGUUGGGGGUCCAGCGAGCAACAUGGUGACCCGCUCCAGAACCUACUGAGCAGGGAAGCCAGUUCUGGCAAGAAGAGGCUUCUCUAAUAGACAAAAACCUAGUUUUGUAGGGGUCCAGUAUGGGAGUAUAGUCUACCUGAUGCUGCCUACGGUUAAAUUACCUUUUAAUUUUAAAUUAAGAAAUUUGGUGGAUGUUUCAGUCAGUGAAUUCUGGCUCUCUGUGAAUUAUCUCUUCUCUUGGACUUAAAAAUUAACCAUACUGUUUCCAUACAUACUACAAGGAGUAGAGUAAUAAAAAAUAUUCUGUGAAA